UGGCUCAAUACUAAUAGCCAUUACUAGAUUACUAUGUACACAGUACAUAGUAUUCACAAUUCACGAGGCUCUUGUGUCACGAACGUUGAAAUUUAAAGGGAAUAAUAUUAAUUUCAGUUAAUAUUUACAUUCAAAUUUCAACAUAUAAAUAAAAGUGUUAAUGCAAUGUAGGUUAUAUUAACCUCUAUCAUAUUAGUUUCUUUAUUUUUAAAAGUGUGAAACAUUGUAUGAGUCAAUCUUUAGAUAAUAUUUUCUUACAAAAUCGAGGUGUUAAAUCAGAAUGUUACAAGAAACGAGAAAUAAAGUUUAUAUAUAUGGAAUCCAAGCAAUGUUUGUAGUAAUACUUUGUGGAGCUCAGGGGUUAACCACAGAUAAUAUGAAAGUAAUAAUUACAAGUGUUGCUAGAUUCACAGUAUACUUUCUUCUUAUAAAUACAUUGAACCGAGCUAUCACUAUGGCAUUAUCAAGAUAUCAAAAUGGGAAAACUAUUAAAGUUAAAAUAUUCAUUGAGUGCAAACUGUAUAUCAUGAUGCUGGCAGCUUCAACGAGUAUGUUACUAUAUAACAGAGAACGGGUUUUUGAUGAGAACUUCAUACCACUGUCUAUUGCUUACCUCGUCAUCAAAUAUCCAGAAAUCAACCAAAACCUCGAGGUUAUCAAUUACGGAGUUGGAAUGGCGUGCAGUUUUUUCGAGGGCUACCUCGUCCAUGUUAUUCCAAACGAUGGCCAUAACUUCUUCGGUCUAGAAAACAAUAUCCUCGUGUACGAAGGCACACACACAGUAGUUUUUCCUGUCAAGAAACUUCUCAUAGUCGUGACUAAAUCUCUGUUCUGCCCGCCGGAUCUGAAGCAUUUUAAUAAGAUAAACAAGGAUUUACCAUAUUUAGAUGACUGUUCUCCACUGUCGAAGGUGACGAAGCAUGUGGCUGGUGUCAGGGAUCGCGUGUACAAGAACUCUCCAUACAAGAUAAUCCGCAGUGGAGCCCGGCCGGUGUAUGUGAUCGCUGAAUGUGCGACACCUCUACAUACUCUCAAGAGAGUGCUCGAUAAAACGGCAGUGUAUAAAGAAUUGGCUAACGUGGACAAACAAGAGUUGUCUGAUGAUUUCUGCGAGAUGCUGGAAUCUAUUAUUGAGAGGAGCCCUGAGUACCGGGGCAAAUGUGAACUUGUGUUUUUUGACGACGAGGAUCCGACACAGAACCUGGCAGAUGUGCUCCUUGAUAAGAUCAGGGAACUGGAACCCAACUUUGAAGAUAUCAUUAACAAGAGCUAAAGGGCCACAAGCAUUUACCUAUUAUGUGAGUAUUGAGAGCACAAGUACAAGACUUAGUUGUUAGUUUAGUACAAGAUGUUACUUCGGAAUUAAAUUUCUGAUUAUAUAAUAUGGGCCUUAAUUAUUGUAAUAUAUAUAUUAGCAGCUCUUUUUGUUAUUGUGUUGCACAUUGAGAGAACGUCUCAUGGGUUGGCAUUGCCAAAUAUAGUGUAAGUACAUAGUAAAACUAAUAGAUCAUAAGACGAGUCUUUAAGACUUCAAACUACUUUUUUUAGUAUGUUUAUUAAUAUGUAUACACUACACGGAAACGGUGCCAUCAUGAGCUGACCUGACUCUGAAGUCAUCAAGGAAAUUAAACCAAUUUUAUUUUUCAAUAUAAUCACCAUGAAUAAUCACUAACACACUUCUGAUAUCUGUCAAUCAAUGUCCCUAAACUUUUAUAAAAAUAAUUUAACAAAAAACGCUUGAAAAUUUUCUUUUAGUUUUUGCUUUAAAUUUGUGAAUUAAUAAAAGGAUAUGUCUGUGUGUGGAGAGUAAGGUCAAUGACCUGUAAACCGGCAUUGACGAACUGCAUCCUUCGAAACACCAGCAGUAUGAACAGCGACGUGGUCAUGGAGAUGCAGGACACCUUAAGACAGCUCCCCACUUCGUUUUGCCUUUUUCUAGUCUCGUAGUUUAUAUGUUAAGGAAGCGUGAUAUACUUCGCUAUACGCGCCCAUUCGCCUGUUCAACUAAGACUGCGCUUCAUGUCGCUGAGUGAUUUUUUAUGUUCAGUAUAUCACGAACGCUCUAUUUAAUGCAAGACGACGUAAAGGACUGUAUCAGGCCAGUUCAUGAUGGGACACUAUAUAUAUCGGUGUUUGUGUCUUUAUAUCUAUCUAUAAUUUGACAUUUCAUACUAUCCCUUAUUUUUUGGUUAAAGUUCUCUCUAUAUAAUUUAUUCUUUAUGAUAAAAUGAUUAAAUUAC
Messenger RNA from Danaus plexippus (monarch butterfly), 2240 nucleotides. Its product is annotated as stimulator of interferon genes protein-like. The transcript is spliced from 7 exons. Gene Ontology annotation, biological process: positive regulation of type I interferon production; reticulophagy; autophagosome assembly. Gene Ontology annotation, cellular component: endoplasmic reticulum membrane; autophagosome. NCBI's taxonomy places the organism in Eukaryota, Metazoa, Arthropoda, Insecta, Lepidoptera, Nymphalidae. Bases 281 to 1273 code for a protein of 330 amino acids. Gene Ontology annotation, molecular function: cyclic-di-GMP binding; 2',3'-cyclic GMP-AMP binding. The record is from RefSeq and is a predicted model, not a curated record.